Molecule: messenger RNA, 2617 nt
Organism: Chelonoidis abingdonii (Abingdon island giant tortoise)
Lineage: Eukaryota; Metazoa; Chordata; Testudines; Testudinidae
Gene: CPNE1
Product: copine 1
Biological process (GO): positive regulation of tumor necrosis factor-mediated signaling pathway; regulation of canonical NF-kappaB signal transduction; cellular response to calcium ion
Cellular component (GO): plasma membrane
Molecular function (GO): calcium-dependent phospholipid binding
Source: RefSeq, a predicted model, not a curated record
GCUCGGUCGGUGGCGCUGGGCUCGCGCGGGGAGCGGGGCCCGGGCGGCGAUUAGCCCCUUUCUAACCCUUUUUCCGUACAGAUUCCUCGGAUUGGCUUGGCUUCUGCUACUUAUUAAGAAAAAAUCAGCAGUCUCUGCAGAUGGCUCAGUGUGUGACUAAGGUGGAAUUGUCCAUAUCCUGUGAGAAUCUCAUUGACAAAGAUGUUGGUUCAAAAUCUGACCCUCUGUGUGUCUUACUCCAAAAUGUGGGAGGUGAUCAAUGGGCAGAGUUGGAUCGAACUGAAAAGAUAAAGAACUGCCAGAAGCCUGAAUUCUCCAAGAAGCUACUCAUUGAUUAUUACUUUGAGAAAGUGCAGAAACUGAAGUUUGGCGUAUAUGAUAUCGAUAACAAGUCCUAUGACUUAAAUGAUGAUGAUUACCUUGGAGGGGUUGAGUGUACACUGGGACAGAUUGUUUCCAGUAAAACACUGACUCGGCCUUUGGAGUUGAAGAAAGGAAAGCCAGCAGGAAAAGGCACCAUUACGAUUUCUGCAGAAGAGAUUAAAGACACAAGAAUUGUCAGUCUACAGAUUGAAGCACAGAACUUGGACAAAAAGGAUUUUUUGGGCAAAUCAGAUCCGUUUCUGGAAUUUUACAAGCCGAGUGAUGGUGGAAAAUGGCAGCUGGUCUACAGAUCAGAGGUGAUUAAGAACAAUUUAAAUCCAUGCUGGAGGAAGUUUAGUGUUCCCUUGCAAACAUUCUGUGGAGGGGACUUCAAUAAACCAAUCAAGGUACAUUGUACAGAUUAUGAUAGUGAUGGGUCACAUGACUUGAUAGGCAGUUUUGAAACUAACCUGUCUCAGCUGCAGAAAGCAGGUGGCAGCUCUCCGGUGGAAUUUGAAUGCAUUCACCCUGAGAAGAAACAAAAGAAAAAGAGCUACAAAAACUCUGGAAUUGUUAGGAUAAAAUCCUGCAAGAUUGAAACUGAAUACUCUUUCCUGGAUUACGUCAUGGGAGGCUGUCAGAUUAACUUCACAGUGGGUAUAGACUUCACUGGCUCCAAUGGAGAUCCAAAGUCACCAGAUUCUCUUCACUACAUCAGUCCAAAUGGGAUAAAUGAAUACCUGACUGCCAUCUGGAGUGUGGGGAAUGUGGUCCAGGAUUACGACACAGAUAAGCUGUUUCCUGCGUUUGGGUUUGGAGCUCAGGUUCCUCCAAACUGGCAGGUGUCUCAUGAAUUUGCCUUGAACUUUAACCCAAACAACCCCUAUUGUCAGGGAAUCCAAGGAAUUGUGGAUGCUUAUCGCCAGGCACUGCCCCAGGUCCGACUCUAUGGGCCAACAAAUUUCUCUCCUAUUAUAAACCACGUGGCAAGGUUUGCAGCUCAGUCAGCACAGCAAGGAACAGCUGCUCAAUACUUUGUACUACUGAUCAUCACAGAUGGUGAGAUCACUGAUCUGGAUCAAACCAGGCAAGCUAUUGUAAAUGCCUCCAAACUGCCUAUGUCUGUUAUUAUCGUUGGAGUUGGCAAUGCUGAUUUCAAAGCCAUGGAAUUCCUCGAUGGGGACAACGGCGUAUUGAAGUCCUUGACAGGGGAGCCAGCUGUACGAGACAUUGUCCAGUUUGUGCCUUUCAGACAGUUCCUCAAUGCUCCUCGGGAGGCUCUUUCCCAGACAGUCCUGGCUGAAGUUCCGAAGCAGCUGGUGUCCUAUUACAAGAUGCAGGGCUGGGCUCCUGUGAAGUUACCUGGAGCAAAGCAAGAAUAGAGGAGAGGAUACCUGCCGUGCACAUCUCCAAAGAAACGGGAAGAGCAUCUCUGCUUAUGUAUCAGUCGUAUUCAGAUUCUGUCGCACAUCAUUUAUUGCUCAGCACCUCUGAAAUGGAUCACUCUCGGUUCCCUGAUUUACACACCAUGUAUCUCUAGUUUCUGCUGAAUAUCAGAAAUGAAACAUUCUUUACAGAGAUGCUACACAGAGAAAAUGUAGCUACUGGCAGUUCUUAUGUGGAAGAACUGGAGUCAGGGCUGACUCCAGGUUUUUUGCCUCCCCAAGCAAAAAAAAAAAAACAGGAGGGAGGGGCACAGAGUGCCGCUGCCAAAGCGCCAAAAAAAAAAGAAGCUGGAAUGCUGCCACUUGAAAAGGGCCUCCCCAAGCACAUGCUUGGAACCCUGGUGCCUAGAGCCAGCCCUGAUUGGAGUUAUGUAUUAUGUAGAAGUAAUUAUAAGUAGAGGCAAUAAAAACAGCAAACCUGGCCUCCCAAAUUCUGAGAAUUUAUACGUAUGAAUCAGUUACUUCAGUACUUACUACAAUCCUGACUUAUGACUAGAUUUCAAAGCCCACAUGGUGCAUGGAACUGCAGAAAACUGACAACCAAGUAACAUUUUUCCAUGCUGAGUUUAUUGGAAUAUGAGUUAAUUGCUAUCAUGUUUGCCAAUAUAUGUCUUUGAUAAUGCAUUGCUGGACAGAGGGUUUCUGUUCUCUUCCCAAAUCAACUUGAUAGAAACCCUCAUAUAUUGAUUUGCAUCAAAGUCCCCCUGCUGCCUAGAUAGCUCAGGUAAUUUUUGUUAUGCCUUUGUAGAGUGCCAUGCGAUUUUCUAUUAUGUUUUUUCUUCAUAGAGCAAAUAUAUUUUUUAAACUUC